Molecule: messenger RNA, 1317 nt
Organism: Struthio camelus australis
Lineage: Eukaryota; Metazoa; Chordata; Aves; Struthioniformes; Struthionidae
Source: RefSeq, a predicted model, not a curated record
AUGGCCACUUAUCUCAUCACAGAAGUCAAUCAGGCUGAUCAGGCACCUUCCACCAGGGAAGGGAAGGAGUUUCCCCCAUCGCACUGUUGCUCAGACACUUCGUCACUGCCCCCCGCCUUCUCUUCAGGCCCGCCAGCCUGUGCCACUGAGUCUGCGUGGCCCCAGCCUGCUGCCCCUGCCCCUCCGUGGUCCCCACCAGCCCCUCGUGACCCAUGCCCGUCUUGCAGGCACCCCUUUUCGGGCCGUGAUGUGCCCAUCUCUAACGGCUCGGGCUUCCUGGUGUCACCGGAUGGGCUCAUUGUGACUAAUGCACACGUGGUGGCAAACCGGCGGCGCGUGCGGGUGAAGCUGGCCAGCGGAGAACAGUAUGAUGCUGUGGUGCAGGAUGUGGACCAGGUUGCGGACAUCGCCACCAUCAAGAUCAAGCCGAAGCACCCACUGCCCACCCUGCCCCUCGGGCGCUCCUCUGAGGUGCGGCAAGGGGAGUUUGUCGUGGCCAUGGGCAGCCCGUUCGCCCUGCAGAACACCAUCACCUCCGGCAUUGUGAGCUCUGCCCAGCGGGGCAGCCGGGAGCUGGGCCUGACCACCUCUGACAUGGAGUACAUCCAGACUGAUGCUGCUAUUGAUUUUGGGAACUCCGGGGGGCCCCUCGUCAACUUGGAUGGUGAGGUGAUUGGGGUGAACACUAUGAAGGUGACGUCGGGCAUCUCUUUUGCCAUCCCCUCAGACCGACUGCGGAAGUUCCUGCAAAAGGAGGAACAGCGCAAAAGCUCUUGGUUUGGCAAUGCAGAGACAAAGCGCCGUUACAUAGGGGUGAUGAUGUUGACUCUGACGCCAAGCAUUCUGGCUGAGCUGAAGCUGCGUGACCCCAGCUUCCCCGAUGUCUCCUAUGGAGUGCUGAUCCACAAGGUGAUCAUUGGCUCCCCGGCACAUCAGGCAGGGCUGAAGGCAGGUGAUGUUGUGCUGGAGAUCAACGGACAAGCUUCGCGCCGCGCAGAGGACGUGUACGAAGCAGUACGGACACAGCAGAACCUGGCCUUAUUGGUGCGGCGAGGCUACGACACUCUGCUGGUGAGUGUCGUCCCUGAGGCCACGGAGUAGCGGAGCCCUGACGCUGGGUGCUGCAGGUGCCGGCUGGCAGUGCUGGCCGCAAGCCAAGGGCGCAGGACUGUAAGCAGCAUCCGUGUGCUGCUUGGGGGGAGAGACUGAGAGCUUCAGAGAGACUGGAAGGGGCCAGGCAGAGGGGCAAGGCCUGGUGCUUGGAUGGACUCACAGCGCAACAGUUCUCCUUACUCGAAUAAAGCACUUUUCUAGGUA